AUGGCAGAGAACAUCGGCCUUGGGCUAGAGAUUUUUAGGAAUAUUGGCAGGAAAGUCCGUGGCAGCAAUUUGGUCCUGAAACUCGAUAUGGAAAAAGCUUAUGACAAGGUCGAAUGGGGUUUCAUGGUUCAAGUUCUUCUCAAAGGGUUGAGACAAGGAGAUCCACUUUCUCCCAGCGUUUUCAUCCUCUGUGCAGAAGUCUUUAGCCGCAGUAUUUCCAGGCUAGUGGCAGCGGGGACUGUCACUCCGUUCAGGCUCAAACAGGGAUGCAUCCAGAUUUCUCAUCUCCUCUAUGCAGAUGACACAAUCCUGUUUCUUAACGGGGCAGCCUCCUCUCUUUCCAAAAUGCGGCAGUUUAUCAGCAAAUACCAGGAAGUAUUAGGGCAGAAAGUAAAUCCCAGGAAAAGUGCUUUAUUCGUCUCAUCCAAGGUUCUGCCCGGUAGGGUAAGAUCAAUUGAAAGAUCGCUUGGCUUCUAUAAAGCCGAUGGGGUAUUGUCCUAUUUGGGAGUCCCAAUCGUUAAAGGUAGGAUGUUAAGUAGCGUAUUUAAGCCGCUGUUAGACAAAAUUUCUGCCAGAGUGCAGGGCUGGAACGUGAGGCUGUUUUCCCAGGCUAGCCAUCUCACGCUCAUCUCCCAUGUCCUGAGUAAUAUCCCUAUACACUCUUUGGCGGCUAUUAUUCUCCUUGCGAAAGUAAUUGGGCUGAUGGAGAGGUCCUUCUCCAACUUCUUCUAG
This is a messenger RNA of Magnolia sinica, 732 nucleotides long. RefSeq lists its product as uncharacterized. The transcript is spliced from 2 exons. Lineage: Eukaryota; Viridiplantae; Streptophyta; Magnoliopsida; Magnoliales; Magnoliaceae. Bases 1 to 732 code for a protein of 243 amino acids. The record is from RefSeq and is a predicted model, not a curated record.